AUGGUACUUGUCAAGUUUAAGCGCGAAAAAACAUCGAUUUUUGUAGAAAUCACAAGUAAUGAGACACUGAAGAAUGCCGUGGACAAGUUGCGAGAUAUCUUGAAAGUGAAUGAUGACCAGGCAAUGAAAAUUGGAGCUUUGCAGAAUGGAGACUAUGUCGCUGUUGAUCCAAGCACUUGGUCCAAUUCCGUUCUUUCUGAGAAUACAGACUAUGCAUUCGCGAACGAGGGCGACGAUUUCCUAGUACACCAACCAUCGGAUGAAGAUGUCAUGGAGUCUGAGGGCUAA
Messenger RNA from Schizosaccharomyces osmophilus, 288 nucleotides. RefSeq names its product Schizosaccharomyces specific protein. The transcript is spliced from 2 exons. The coding region runs from base 1 to 288 and encodes 95 amino acids. Lineage: Eukaryota; Fungi; Ascomycota; Schizosaccharomycetes; Schizosaccharomycetales; Schizosaccharomycetaceae. The record is from RefSeq and is a predicted model, not a curated record.